CAUGAUUGAGGCAGAGCUGAGACAGGAGAAAACAUAUGGAUAAUCACACUGAAGAACAAGUGUUUCAGACGACUCAGUGGAGGUUGAUUUCUGGGACCUUAGGACUAAUAUGCCUUUUGUUGGCGGCUACUUUGGGAAUUUUGUUGAUCAUUUCAUUUACUAAACCGCAUAAUGACUCAACCAUCUUUCCAGGCCCCAACAAAGAACUCCAGGAAGCCUCUGACUGCUGGUAUUGCCCAGAGAAGUGGGUUGGGUACAAAUGCAACUGUUACUUCAUUUCGACUGAAGAGAAAACUUGGAAAGAAAGUAGGAAAUUCUGUGUUUCUCAGAAUUCCAGUUUGCUUCCGCUUGAAAACGAAGAUGAACUGGAUUUUAUGCCCUACAAUCAAAACUUUUACUGGAUUGGACUCAUAUACGAUGAAGAACACGCUGCCUGGUUUUGGGAGGAUGGCUCUUCUUUUUCGCGGGAUUUAUUUCCAUUGAUUAAACUCUCAGAUACAAAGAAAUGCAUAUUAUAUUGUGCAACAAAAAGUAGUAUUGAUGAAUCUUGUGAAAAGAAAAAUCGUUAUAUCUGUAAACGACAGCUCUUUAAGUGUUUCUUGAGGCAGAGCGGUGAUGACUAA
Messenger RNA from Otolemur garnettii (small-eared galago), 623 nucleotides. Its product is annotated as natural killer cells antigen CD94-like. The record is from RefSeq and is a predicted model, not a curated record. Lineage: Eukaryota; Metazoa; Chordata; Mammalia; Primates; Galagidae. Gene Ontology annotation, biological process: stimulatory C-type lectin receptor signaling pathway; positive regulation of natural killer cell mediated cytotoxicity.